AUGGCAACCUCAUACGACUUUGCAGGUCAGGUGAUUUUAAUAACGGGCGCCGCAAAUGGGAUUGGAUUGGCAACAGCAAAGGCAUUAUUAUCCAGCAAUGCCAAGCUAGCGCUUUGCGAUAUUAACACCAAACCCCUGCAAUCUCUCGAUGUCAAUGAAGAUAGAUGCCGAAUAUACGAGCUCGACGUGACAUCUUCUUCCCGAAUAACAGAAACAAUCUCUUCCGUUGUCCAAGACUUCGGUCGCAUCAGCCAUCUCUUCAACUGCGCCGGAGUAAACCCCAAAGAGUACCAGCUGACCGACACCACGGAUGAUUAUUGGAGCAAGAUUAUGGACACGAAUGUCAAGGGCACCUACUUAAUGACCCGGGCCGUCAUACCCCAUAUUCAAGCCAGAUCAUCAAUCGUCAACGUCUCAUCGAUCGCGGGCUCCCGUGCUAUGGCGCGCUGGGCAAUAUACAAUACUUCCAAAUUCGGGAUCGUUGGUUUUUCCAAGUCUAUGGCUCUGGAGCUUGGUCCCAAGCAGAUUCGCGUGAAUGUGGUGGCUCCGGGGUUUAUUCAUACGUCAACGAAUAUUGCGGUGACGACGAGUGAGGACGCUAUUAAGGAUAUUAGCGAGAGGAUGUGCGCGAUGGGAAGAUUCGGCACGGCGGAAGAGGUGGCUGACGUGGUUCUGUUUCUCAUGAGUGAUGCUGCGAGAUACGUGAAUGGGAGCGUGGUGGAUGUUGAUGGUGGAGCGAAGUAG
This is a messenger RNA of Penicillium waksmanii, 744 nucleotides long. RefSeq names its product SDR family NAD(P)-dependent oxidoreductase. Gene Ontology annotation, molecular function: oxidoreductase activity, acting on the CH-OH group of donors, NAD or NADP as acceptor. The record is from RefSeq and is a predicted model, not a curated record. The transcript is spliced from 2 exons. Bases 1 to 744 code for a protein of 247 amino acids. Lineage: Eukaryota; Fungi; Ascomycota; Eurotiomycetes; Eurotiales; Aspergillaceae.